AUUAACUCACUUAGCUCUUCUACCCUUACUUGGAAACGUGUUCCUUCAGUUUUACAGAUAGUACAAGGUUGGCAAGUUAAAAUCAGUCAAGUAAAACUUUGAAUUUCAGAGUUUAAAUGACUUUAGGUAGCCUAGCCUCAAGGAGGUGACUGGUUUGACGAGUCUGCAUUUCCCUACUCAACUGGAUUGGUAGCAUAGCAAGGGAACCUCUGUCUCAUGUGAAUACAGCCAGUCAGCUCAUUCCGGCUGAGAUCUUGUAAAAAGCAGCUGUGACAAGUGUCAACCAAGGCAAUCUGUUCUGAAAGCGUCAAAAGCAGUAAAUGGGCUCUAUCAGGAAGAAGUUGGUGAUCGUUGGGGACGGUGCUUGUGGGAAGACAUGUCUGCUCACGGUUUUCACCAAAGACCAGUUCCCUGAAGUCUAUGUGCCUACUGUAUUUGAGAACUAUGUGGCAGACAUUGAAGUGGAUCAGACAAAGAUACAGUUGGCACUUUGGGACACAGCAGGUCAGGAAGACUAUGACCGACUGAGGCCGCUUUCCUAUCCAGACACUGAUGUAAUCCUUCUGUGCUUCUCUGUGGUCAGCCGGGACAGUUUAGCAAAUGUUAAAGAAAAGUGGACUCCUGAAGUGAGACACUUCUGUCCUCACGUCCCCAUAGUCGUGGUGGGGAACAAAACGGAUCUUCGCAACGAUGAGAAUACCAGAAAAAUGCUUACCAAACAGAACGAGGAGCCAAUUAAAUAUGAAGAGGGCAAAGACAUGUCUAACCAAAUCGCUGCCUACAGCUACCAGGAGUGUUCUGCUAAAAACAAAGACGGCGUGAGGCAAGUCUUUGACACUGCAGCUAAGGCAGCGUUGACGAACAACAGCCGUGGGAAGAAGAAUCACUGUGUGCUUUUAUAAACUCUGGUGAAAAAUGGUGCGCUAUCCUGAAUCAUUCAUGAAGGGCAGAUCUCAAAUCUUUAGAACUUAAACGGAGGGAGGAAUUUAAAGCCAAGGCGUUUCAAACCAAGGCUGAUCUGUACCUUAAGAAGAACAAAGACAGGAAUAGCUGCGCUUCGGAAAAAACUAUAAGAGUCAUGACCUUGUACAAAAUCAAUUUGUAAUUUGGUUUAAAAAUAAUAAUUGCUAAUAGUAACAUAAACCUUUCCUAAUACCAUAACACCAUAAACAAAGGCACAGUCACAUUAAAAUUUUAAGUGCCGAGACAUUUUUGUACCACACUGUGAAAUUCAUUAACCAGAGGAUCAAUUCACAAAUGGCUGAAUUAGCCUUCCUAUUUUGUCUCUGAGUCCAAGAUAUACUGUAUUAUCUUCACGAGGCAUUGUAUAUUUUAAGUCAUCAUAUCUCCAUAAUACUGUCCUGUAUACCUAUGAUCUUUUGUGACAGGUUUUUCAGCCUUAAUUUAACUGUGUAACUCAAUUAUCAUGAGAUUCUGAAUAUAGUACAUAAACUAAUAUUCUGUUACUGGUGAAAUGUUUCUUGUUAGUAACAAAUUUUGGUUGUGGUAUCUUUUUUUAAGUAUUUUUGUUUUUGUGAGUACUUUUUGUUGCAUUCAGUUAUCAUUUACUGUAACAGUUUGAUGUUUAUUUUUAUGCCUCUCAUAAAAUUUAUUUCAUGCUUUCAUAUUUGGUCAAACGUUUUACUAAAUAGCCUAGGAUCACAUCCAAUUUCAGAUUUACUUGCCAUAUUGUCAAGAGAUUACAUAAAAUUUGUAGAACACUUCGGUCUUUUUCUUUAAUGUAAGGAUAUUGUGUUGCUCAAAUACUUUAUUGAACAGCAGCUUCAACAGAAACUGUAAUAUACGAAUAUGUAUUGUACUUACAGGAAAAUGCAAGCAGUAGUGCAUGCUAUAAUGUUUUGUAAAGGUAUUUCUUUCAGUGAAGUGAAUGAAAAAGAAAUAAGGCAGA
Molecule: messenger RNA, 1909 nt
Organism: Poecilia reticulata (guppy)
Lineage: Eukaryota; Metazoa; Chordata; Actinopteri; Cyprinodontiformes; Poeciliidae
Product: rho-related GTP-binding protein RhoA-C-like
Biological process (GO): small GTPase-mediated signal transduction
Molecular function (GO): GTPase activity; GTP binding
Source: RefSeq, a predicted model, not a curated record